AUGGCAGAGGCAAGUAGUAGUGGUGUUAGCGAAACAGACGAUGGCGCUCAGGAAACUGAAGCGGAAGAAUCGACGGCCGAGGAGGAGCUUGCCUCCAGGGCACCUGAAGAGUCCUCGGCUCCAACCCUACGUGCUGCAACUGAAGAAGCCCAGCAGCAUCAACCCAGCACGGAAAAAGUAGUGGAGGAAUCGGCAUGUCAGCCUCCAGCGGCAGCGGCAGCAGUUCCGCCAGCAGCAGAAGAAAUCGUGUCUCUAUCAGGGAUCAAAAUGGAAGCUGAAAAAGUGGGACAAGAAGCAGCCUCGUUGCCAGUGGGCCAACAUUCUCGUCCUGCAGAAGCAAGGGCAUCAUUAUCAGUUGCAGCACCCACUGUGACACCUGGAGCCGUCCAUGUCAUGACGUCUGCAGCUGCCAUGGAUUUAGUGGACGAUGUGGCACCCAUGGGAGCCAAUAGGGAAAAUGGUCAUACUAAUACUAGUAUCGGAGCUGAUCAAUCUACCAGUACCGGUACCAGUGAUCGAGAGAUGACAACAACUGCAGGGGAACAAUCGACGGCGGAGGAGCUUGCCUCGAGAGAACCCAAGGGGUCUUCGGCUCCAACCCUACCUGCUGCAACUAAAGAAGCCCAGCAGCAUCAACCCAGCACGGAAAAAGUAGUGGAGGAAUCGGCAUGUCAGCCUCCAGUUGCAUCAGCAGCAUCAGCGCCAGCCGCAGUGGCAGCAACAGCAAUACCAGAAGUCAUGUCUCUAUCAGGGAUCAAAAUGGAAACUGAAAAAGUGCGACAAUCAGUAGCCUCGUUGCCAGCUGGCCAAAAUGCUCGUGCUGCUGAACAACGGGCAUCAGCAGCAGCAGCGCCGCCAGCAAUACCAGAAGUCAUGUCUCUAUCAGGGAUCAAACGGGAAACUGAAAAAGUGCGACAAUCAGCAGCCUUGUUGCCAGAGGGCCAACAUUCUCGUGCUGCUGAACAACGGGCAUCAGUUGCAUCAGCUGCAGCACCCGCUGUGACACCUGGAGCCGUCCAUGUCAUGACGUCUGCAGCUGCCAUGGAUUUAGUGGAAGAUGUGGCACCCAUGGGAGCCAAUAUGGAAAAUGGUCAUACCAAUACUAGGAGUAUCCGUGCUGAUCAAUCUGCCAGUGUGGCAUCAACUCGUCACCAGCAAGCAGCAACACCCCAUGAACCCGGCGCCUAUCCACGAGUGCCUUCCUGGAGACGCUUUCGGGCAUCCUUUACGGGAGAAGAAUCCGCUGUUUUGGAGGGGCGCUCUUUGAUUUUUGGACUGGAACCCGGCGAUUCCGACUACAAUAUGUCGGCAUUGGAAGGGGGCAACAACGCGGGCUUGGUGCAGGCACAACCAGUGUCGCCGUCGUCAGCUUUCAUGGUACAGGCACAACCCGUCGAUCCAGCACAGGCACGACCAGUUACAACAGCGAGACGCAAGGAGACAUCGUCCCGUGCAGCACUUGUUCUACUCAUUGUGGUAGGCGGUUGUGUGGUGCUGGUAGCUGUGGGAGUGACAGUGUAUCUUCUACAACUGCAGCAGCAAAACGCAAACGACGAGGCUUCUUCUGCAACAAUGUCGCAAGUUGCCAGUAACACCACAACAGUCAGCAACGAAAUCGAGACGUGGAAUUUGGACUUUGUCGUUCCCAACAGCACACUCCAUGAAAUUUUCCAAAAUAACCACAACGGAACCACUCCUCAGUACCGGGCCUAUCAAUGGAUGAAACAAGAUCCAUACCUUGCCAAUUAUUCGCCGGCACGACAACGCCAACGAUUUGUCAUGGUGACACUCUACUAUGCCACUCACGGACAAGACUGGCUGCAUCAAGGUGGUGGAACCAUUUCCAUUGAAACGGAUGGAUCCUUGCGGCCACCACCACCGCCGUCAGGGACUCGGCCGAUGGAUACGGGUGGAAUUGGAAGUGGACCUCCACCCGGCGAACCCAAAAACGAUGGCUCUUCGAGCGUUUACAUCAAUAUUACCUCGGAGCCCUGGCUCAGCUAUGAGCAUUCGGAAUGCACCUGGUUUUCCACGGCGUCCUUUCGAACCCAUGAGGCAUGCGACGAAAAUCAGACUCUGACGUUCUUGGGCGUGAUGCAAAACAAUCUACAGGGGUCGUUGCCUCAGGAGCUUGGCUUGCUGACGGAUCUACGGGCGUUUGAAUUGGCCCGCAACCGCAUCGGAGGUCCUCUCAUCUCCCAGCUGGGUGCACUGACCAAGCUGGACAGAUUACACUUGUUCGACAAUGAAAUGACGGGAAAGGUGCCAUCAGAAAUUGGUCGUCUCCGUGCCAUGUUCAAGUUUGGCUUGCUCCAAAAUCAGUUCACGGGCAGCCUUCCAGCUGAGUUGUUUCGUCUAUCCAAUUUGGGGGAAAUUAAGAUCAGUUGGAAUUUCUUUACCGGCAGAUUACCGUCGGACUUGGGCGUGCACUCGAAACGUCUCCGAGACCUCCAGAUUCCACACAAUCAGUUCUCGGGUCCCAUUCCAUCCUGUAUAGGUCUCUUGACGGGUUUGAUGUCAAUCAUUCUCCACGAAAACAGGUUUGAGUCCUCGUUGCCCACCGAGCUGGGGAAUGCCAAGCAGCUCCAGAGGUUGCUGGCACCAGACAACCUUCUCACUGGAACUCUGCCAUCCGAGCUUGCUCAACUAGAGGACUUGCAGCAAAUCAAUUUGGAAGGAAACGUUGCGAUUGUGGGGACCCUACCCCAGGAGCUACGGCUUUUGAACGACACACUCAGGGUGCUGAAGAUUGCAGACACGCAAAUAUCUGGGACGAUUCCGGAAGAACUUUGCCACGUGAGCAUCCUAAGUUUUGACUGCUCUUCAUCUCUGUGUGGUUGUGACUGUCCUUGUGGGUAACAGCGUAACAGCUCAUAGAAACAGGUUAUAGAGGAAGGGAGAAAACGCUUCCUUGCUUUUCAAAAGGAAUUCACUUUCAGCUGCCUCCUUGGUUUGCAUAUUAGUUGGUGUUGGGUUGGGUUGGCUGGUACCUACGAGAUCAAACUAGCUAUAGACGCCUCCAUCUUCGGUAGUUACCACUGUGAUCCGAGAUCAAUUAAUUGCAGUACCGUACUGGCCCCAGUACCCUUAUCUUUAGGGAGCUCCUUUUUUAAAAGCAUAAAAAAGUCCAUUUGGUGG
Molecule: messenger RNA, 3138 nt
Organism: Seminavis robusta
Lineage: Eukaryota; Bacillariophyta; Bacillariophyceae; Naviculales; Naviculaceae
Source: the annotation of a GenBank genome assembly